CAUUUUUCUGAAAUCGCAACCACAUGUGAUCGAGACAUGUUUGCCGCCCUGGAGACACUCGACAUGGAGUGGAUAAUGUACAAUCAAGCUCUCGUACCUCUUCUACAUUCUACCAGCUCUAUCCAGUUUCACAGCCUUUUUGUAUUGCUCGAACCAUGUAUUGAAGACGAGGACAUCGAGGCCGUGCAUCAAGCUGUUGACGCUCCCGCAAAAUUAUCAAGUCUGCGUAGCCUAACACUCAUUGGAGACAGCGCGAUAGGCCCAACAUUCCCUCCGGAACCAUUCUUGAAGCUUCACAGCCUCGAGGAACUCUACCUUAACAUCCCCGGCUUUUUUCUGACAAGCCAAGACGUGGAGAGCACCCUCCACUCCUGGUCACUAGAUGCACUUGAGUGCUUCGCGACUCAUCUGCCGAUGCUAGAACAACUAACCACGGAAAAUGACACGUCGACAGUUCCCACUCUCGGUGUACCGCUCGCACGGUCGCUCAUCCCGAUCAGCCUAAUAGUUGCGUCCUCUCCUCUCCGCGAAGAGCACUGGUGGCAUGCUGCGACUUACAUCUCGCACGUGUACCCCAACGCGAGCUGCACCCUCAGCUAUUCGGACGUUGAUUCGAAGGGCAAGGACGAGGAUGAGCGUCUCAAUUCCAAUCAGCUGUGUUGGCGUUAUGUCAACAGAGCGAUAGCUGCAGCUCGUACGAAUCAAGGUGUGGAGAGCGGUUAG
Molecule: messenger RNA, 723 nt
Organism: Phanerochaete carnosa HHB-10118-sp
Lineage: Eukaryota; Fungi; Basidiomycota; Agaricomycetes; Polyporales; Phanerochaetaceae
Exons: 2
Coding region: 37-723 (228 amino acids)
Source: RefSeq, a predicted model, not a curated record